Messenger RNA from Fundulus heteroclitus (mummichog), 1189 nucleotides. RefSeq names its product ribosomal protein S27, isoform 2 (gene rps27.2). The transcript is spliced from 4 exons. Gene Ontology annotation, biological process: translation; ribosomal small subunit assembly. The record is from RefSeq and is a predicted model, not a curated record. NCBI's taxonomy places the organism in Eukaryota, Metazoa, Chordata, Actinopteri, Cyprinodontiformes, Fundulidae. Gene Ontology annotation, molecular function: structural constituent of ribosome; RNA binding. Bases 75 to 329 code for a protein of 84 amino acids. Gene Ontology annotation, cellular component: ribosome; cytosolic small ribosomal subunit.
UUCCGGUGCGUAACGGAAGUGACUUUUUUUCCCCCGUUUCUUUACUGUUGAAGCUCUGGUGGAGACACGCAGCCAUGCCCCUUGCUAAAGAUCUGCUGCACCCCAGUGCAGAGGAGGAAAAGAGGAGUCACAAGAAGAAGCGGCUUGUGCAGAGUCCUAAUUCCUAUUUCAUGGAUGUCAAAUGUCCUGGUUGCUACAAGAUCACCACAGUAUUCAGCCACGCUCAGACAGUGGUGCUGUGUGUCGGCUGCUCCACGGUCCUGUGCCAGCCGACGGGGGGGAAAGCUCGCCUGACAGAAGGAUGCUCCUUCAGGAGAAAACAACACUAGUGUGACCAAGCCUGGCUGCACAGGUGAGAAGGAGAACUUGACGGACACCAGGUGACGCUGCCUAAGAUGCAACGCGGGGGGGAAAGGAAGACAACGGGGAUAAAUCACGCUGAAGCGGCGACUGGGCAUGCUGGAAUCCCUCAGACAUCCAAUACCUUCUUAUUGUUAUCUCUGAAUAAACCAGGGGUUGGUUGAGAUGAACUGAUUUCACGUUUGUCAUCCAGUUUGUUGCUCUUUAACCCUUGACGAUUCUUGAAUCUUGCCCUGUCAGCUUACCACCUACACGUGGUGAGAGGUGCAGUUAAUUUGUAGUGCUGGGUCAGGAUUCCCUGCUUUAAGCCCCACAUUUAAAGGAAAUUGAUGUCUAGAAAUGAGGUUUUGCUUCUGCACAAAAGGGAUUAAUGCAGAUCUUUGAAGGCACUAAAGCGAUUUUCAAGAAAAUCUACAAGCGAUGCUCCAAAUGAUCUUUGCGGCAGUUUCCUGAGAGCCUUCAUUCUUGCAGCUCUGCAGUGAAGUCUGUUGCUGUGACUCUGAGGGUUGAUCAUGGGAAAGCCACACGCAGCACCCAGAGGGGAUAUGUUGAUAAGUAAUAAUGAGAAGUAGCUGUAGGUUUGAGCAUGCAAGCUUCCUGUUGAACAUAUGUUGGAGGAAUUGAUGUAAGAAGGAGUGUGAAUGUUUGAAGCACCUUUCUGUUGCUGUUCUGGGGGGAACGUUCGACCAUCUGUACAGCGUUUCAGGUGAACACUGAAGCGUCUCAAUUGGGGAAUGAUUCAAUGAUAAUUUUAUUGUUGCUUAUCCUCCUUGUGGCCUGCUUUUUUGUGUGUGGACACAACUUGUUAAUAAAAUCAUGGGAAAGGUGA